Dictyostelium discoideum AX4 is the source of this 594-nucleotide messenger RNA. RefSeq lists its product as hypothetical. The coding region runs from base 1 to 594 and encodes 197 amino acids. The record is from RefSeq and is a predicted model, not a curated record. The transcript is spliced from 3 exons. NCBI's taxonomy places the organism in Eukaryota, Evosea, Eumycetozoa, Dictyosteliales, Dictyosteliaceae.
AUGAGUGAUGAUUUAAAUGAUUUCUUUGCCAAAAAAGACAGCACCAAAAAAGUAGUCAAAAAACCAACUUCAACCACACCAAAAGUUGUUGUUAAACCAGUAUCACCAACUACACCAGUCGUUUCACCAACAACUGUCACUUCACCAGUAUCACCAACUACACCAGUUGUUGAACCAAAAAAAGUUGUUGAUCUUUCUCAAUUAAAUAAAUCAAAAGAUACUACACCAGUUGUUGAUGUUAAAGAAUCUAAAACUGAACAAAUUAAUAUUCCAACCAUGAGAUGGGCCGAUAAAAACGAACAAACUACAACUACCACUCAAACUAAAGUUUACAAAAACUAUCCAUCAUUAAAAAAAGAGGAAACUAAAGUUGAUGAAGAUGAUGAUCAAAUCUAUGAAGAUAAAGAAGAAGAAAAAGAAGUUAAAAAAGAUGAAGAAAAUUCAACUGCUGAUGAAGAACCAGUCAAAAAAUCAAACAAAAAAGUUGCACCAAAACAAAAGAAGAAAUCAAAACAAGAAUUAGAAGCUGAAGCUUUAAUGGCUUCAUUAGGUAUCAUUGAUGAAAAACCAGUUCCAAAACAAAAAAAGAAAUAA